Messenger RNA from Corticium candelabrum, 872 nucleotides. RefSeq names its product cyclic AMP receptor 3-like. The coding region runs from base 55 to 774 and encodes 239 amino acids. Gene Ontology annotation, molecular function: G protein-coupled receptor activity. Gene Ontology annotation, biological process: cell surface receptor signaling pathway; adenylate cyclase-activating G protein-coupled receptor signaling pathway. NCBI's taxonomy places the organism in Eukaryota, Metazoa, Porifera, Homoscleromorpha, Homosclerophorida, Plakinidae. The transcript is spliced from 11 exons. The record is from RefSeq and is a predicted model, not a curated record. Gene Ontology annotation, cellular component: plasma membrane.
UCCUGGGUUAGUCGAAAAGGGGGAGGGGAUGGCAGCGCGAGACUAAGUCGAGCAAUGGACAACUCAACGAACUCAACGUGUGACGAAUGGCCGGAUAAUCCAGGCUACUGCGUUGCUAUUGAGGUUGGACGAACGCUUACAGCCGUUCUCUCUCUUCUUGGAUGUUUGUUUAUGAUACUGAUUAUCUGGCUGUUCAGGAAAUAUCAGUUUUUCGUACAGCGGCUCAUCUUGUGGCUCACCAUUGCAGCAUUUCUUGAUGCAGUUGGAUAUGUUAUAGCAACAGAUCAAGUAGAAAAGAACACUCUCUGUAUUUUCCAAGCCUUUUGGAUUACACUAUUUGAUUGGACUGUCUUGCUAUGGGUCACAUGUCUCACAUUCAACCUCUUCUUGAUCGUUCUAAAGCUGAAGAAGACAGACCACUUGGAAUGGAUUUAUCAUCUUAUCAGUUGGGCAGGCUCGUUGAUUAUUGCAUGCAUACCCUUCUCAAAUGGAAUUGUGUAUGGGCCGGCAAACACUUUGUGUUGGAUCAAAGCUGGAGCGAAUGCAUUUCGUUUUGCCAUCUGGUAUGUCCCUCUCGUGAUCCUCUUGAUUCUCAUGGUUUCUGCAUAUCUCUACAUCGUGUUUAUCAUCAACAGACGGUCGAAGACUUGGUCAGGCAGCUAUGACCCUGAGAUGGAGAGAAAGAUGACAUUAUUGAAGUCGGAUAUUAAAUCGUUGCGGUUUUAUCCAUUGGUGUUCUUGGUGCUCAACGUGUUUCCUCUUAUAAACAGGUGAUCUUUGUCUGCUGACUGUAUAUUGAUUUUUGCAUCCACUUACCUGGUGUGGUGUGGUGUGGUGGUGGUGUGUGUGUGUGUGUGUGUGUGUGUGUGUGU